CCUACCGAAAACAACGAGAUACUGAUGCAGUGAAUUGCAAUUCCGAACAAUUGAAGGAUGGUGCCUGUUCCUUCUCUUGCAAUUCCUUCCCCUCCCAAGUUACGGGUUAAUCUGUUUCAGUGCCAACCUUGCCAAGCCCAUCGAUGCUCAGAAAUACAUCUUCCCCACAGAAUAUUUUGUACUCGAACUCGUUCAGUUAAAGUUAAAGUGUCAACGGCAGACCAUAAUGAGCCUAACGGGGUUAAUAUGCAGCUCGGAGUCCUCGGGGAGAAACUCAGAGCAGCAAUACCAACAUCAGUUCAAGAAUUUCCCUGGAGAAAAGCUGAGCAGAUAGUUCUAGAAAGAGUAGUUUUUCUUGUGCAAGAGGCAGCGAAGUGGUCUCUUGUUCUAUUUUUUGUUUUUGGCUCUUUAUCGGACGUUGUAUAUACAUUUUCCAUAAAUCGGGAACUAAUAAUGCCUGUUGGCCUAUUUGUUGGCUGCCUAAUGGCCGAUUUCUUGAAGGAGAUCUCACAAGAACUGUUUCAUAAAUCCGAGGAAAAGGACUUGAAAUGGCAUCUUCUGGGCCUAUACAGCUUUUUUGUGUUUGUCAAGUUUAUAUCGACUAGGUUCGCGAUACAACCACAUGUAUUUCUCUUGCAUGUUGGAAAUGGUGGCUUGAUGCAGGUUUUGUGGUCUUGGAGAAAAUCUAUGGAAAAUGCAACAAGCAAGUCAGAAGAAAACAACACCUCCAAUUUGGAGUCUUCAUGAUUUUUUUGCCGGAUCUUUUUAAUAACUAAUGCUGGUUUUGUACUUUUAUUUAACGUAAAUAUCAGCCAUCAAGCUCAUUUGAUCCGGCAAUCGAUUUAACUGUAUCUGCUAUCAUGUAUGAGUUGAUCUCAGCAGCCACCAAUCCCUUUCAAGUUUCAAUUGUCUUGCUCUUGUGGGCUGGUUAUUUAUGCUGCCUAUUCAAGUGGAUGCCUCAUACCUAAAGGAGCACAUUUCUGAUAUUCAUUGUUAGCAUGCCAUUUAACUAUCAAGAGAUAUCAUGUUUUGUUGGCCUGUGAUAUGAAUGCUAAAAAAUAUAGUUCAAGAUUUCAUGUA
Molecule: messenger RNA, 1080 nt
Organism: Arachis duranensis
Lineage: Eukaryota; Viridiplantae; Streptophyta; Magnoliopsida; Fabales; Fabaceae
Exons: 3
Coding region: 58-747 (229 amino acids)
Source: RefSeq, a predicted model, not a curated record